Molecule: messenger RNA, 288 nt
Organism: Fibroporia radiculosa
Lineage: Eukaryota; Fungi; Basidiomycota; Agaricomycetes; Polyporales; Fibroporiaceae
Exons: 2
Coding region: 1-288 (95 amino acids)
Molecular function (GO): monooxygenase activity; oxidoreductase activity, acting on paired donors, with incorporation or reduction of molecular oxygen; heme binding
Source: RefSeq, a predicted model, not a curated record
AUGUCAAUUCAGGUCGUAGUAGUGACAAUUCGCUCGACUAUUCUCAUUAUGCUUGCUGCCACCAAUCUACUGCAGCCACAAUUGACUGGCCGACAGCGCAGAUUCCCUCCGGGUCCCAAACUGUUGCCCUUGAUAGGGAACGUUCAUCAUGUUGCUCUGCACUAUCAACAAAAGACGUUCGCUAGAUGGAUGCGCGAAUAUGGUGAUGUCAUAUUUUCCCGGUUACUCAACACGCCUGUCGUCGUUCUCGGUUCGGCUGGUCAGACGAAGCGCGAAGUACUCUUAUAG